CCUAGCUGUUAGGGAACGUGAGUUAGCGAAACCAUUUGAAGCGUUAAAACGUGAACGAAGAAUCAAAAUGAAGAGGAAGUACUUUUCCUUUCUUCUAGGAUGGGAAAAUAGUGAAACAACAAUGUUCCGCAAAGUAAGAUCUCUCUUGGCUUUCGCCAAACGUUUUCAUCUAUCCUUCGGAUGUGCAUCGCAAUCUGUCAAUCUGAUAUCGAACAAUAAAUCAGUGUCAAACGUAUACGUGAAUCAUCAAUUUCUUAAUUCGUCAAUGAUUCAGGUAAUACAUUCAAGAAUACUUGUGGAAGGAAAAGAUGAACUAAGUGGGAGAAAGUUGAGAACAACUUUCUGUAAAGAGGAUGAAGAAAUAAAAUUCUUGAUCCCCACUUUUCUUCUCCCCGCCAUUAUGCUCAGAGUUGGCAAGAGAGCAGACGGACUUUACAGUAGAAACCCAGAUUGAAAGGAGAAGCGUAUAUAAAAGUUCUGUGAAUAUAUGGAUGGAUGCUCAAGAAGAAAUUAUUCGUUCUUGAUCGAAGGAAAAACUAUAUUAUUGUUAAUAUACGUGGAGAGUGUAAGAUAUUUAUAUUGUCCUAAUAAUAAAAUGGAUUUCUUGUUGUUAGUGAAGUAUUUUUGAAUGCAGUUCAGUUAGUGUCAUUUUACAUUUAGGAACAAAAUGUAUGACAACGAUGGAAAAAUUUAUAAGAAGAACGAAAGUGAAAUAUCAGGUUCCGUAGAAAAAAGAUUGCAAAAUCUUCUCAACGAUGGACGAAAUGCAUCGGUUCACACAGAUUCAUGCGAUGUUGACUUACCGUCAUUUUACGAUCCGAAAAGAUUUCGUCUAGGUCAAGAAGCAUUUCAUAAUAAUAUCUUCUCGAUGAUGAUCGCUAAAUUGUCAGGAUUAAUAGCUCUUUUCGCAGUACCUACUAUUGUUGAUAUAAUCGCAUUUACGAAACAAAGUGACACACCGUGUUUGGCCUUUCGGAGAUACGCUUCGACUAUAUUUCAUACAUUCGUGUGGUACGGAAAGGAACCGAAAAAACAAAAGGAAUUCCUUGAAUCUUUGAAAAUCGUCAGGAAGAAACAUUGCGUUGCAUUUCAUAGAAGUUUCAACGCCGGUCUACGUAAAGCUUCGCAAACUGACAUGGCCUUAGCUCAGUUUGGAUUUAUUGGAUAUAUAUUGCUCGGUACUAAACAACUUGGAAUAUAUACGACUGAUGAAGAAAUGGACGGUCUCGUACAUUUUUGGCGAGUAAUCGGUUGUGUUCUUGGAAUGGAAGACAAAUACAAUAUCUGCAUGGAAACGGUCGAAGAAACGCGUGCACUUUGUGCGAAGGUUUUAGACGAAAUAUUCUUGCCAUCCAUAAUUAAAAACAAGAUAAUAUUCAACGAAAUGGCACAUGUACUUUUAAAAGGACUUUGGUGCAUUAAUCCAUACUUGGAUCCACAUGCGUUCACUGCAUUUACUCUUUACUUAACUUCGUUAAUCGUCAUUAAUAAUAAUCAUUCUAUUAAUAUAGAUUAUCAGAGUAUGUCAUGGUAUAGUAAAUUCAUCUUUAAUUUACAACUAUUCGUACAUCGAUACCUGAUUGCAACUAAGUAUUGGUGGUCCAUUAUAUUUCGCAAAUUCUUCAACAGUCAAAUGCGAUUGGCUAUAUAUUUAACCGAAAAUUAUCCAUAUAUUGCCUAUUGGUCAUUUGGUAUAAAAAAAUCGGACGUUAACACAUAUCGUUAUUAUUUCAAAUGAAUGUAUAAAUUUUGAAAAAGAAAAAGAAAAAGGAAAAAAAAAAAAGAAAAUUAUCAAU
This is a messenger RNA of Vespa crabro (European hornet), 1796 nucleotides long. RefSeq lists its product as uncharacterized. The transcript has 6 exons. The record is from RefSeq and is a predicted model, not a curated record. The coding region runs from base 668 to 1738 and encodes 356 amino acids. NCBI's taxonomy places the organism in Eukaryota, Metazoa, Arthropoda, Insecta, Hymenoptera, Vespidae. Gene Ontology annotation, molecular function: oxidoreductase activity.